CCGAUUCGCGAGGCGGAGGCAACCGCAUCGCCCGGCACAGCAACAGCACAGAGCACACAACGAGAAGAGGAGCCGCGCGAGAGGCACGCUCUGGCUCGAACGCAAUGUCCGCGUUCUUUGCUGCCAUCUUAUUUCAUGGUCUGUGCCUGGCCAACGCCGUCAACUUCACAACCGUCUACGAGUGGGAUCAAUUUUAUGUCACACAGGACAGUUCUGGAAAACACAUUUGUACAACAUCUGUUCUAUUUCAUUACAUGGCUUUUUUCGGAGAAAGGCUGUUUCUAAGUCAAGAUAUCUACGGCGGAAUUUCCGCCACACUCUUGUGGCUGCCAACGAGUGGAACGUCAACUAAAGGUUUGAAUAGAUGUGAUUCACCAAAAAGUCAUCAGGACAGGCAUCAAACGUCGACUGAUCCUCCUAUGCCUGAUGCUUUCCCAUCCUGGGAUUUACAUAAAGAAGACAACUGCGAUUCUAUUCAGUGGGCCAGAGGAUUGGAAACGGACCCUGAUGGUCGGUUGUGGGUGCUUGAUCAAGGUAGCAUCAAUUGUUCGAGCAAAAUUUGGAUAUUCGACCUGCUCAACAACGACAAAACCGAGUUGAUUCACCAGUUCCCGGACACAGUCGUCUCUCAUACUUAUAGAGAAAGAUGGCUGCUCGAUAUAGUACUCGACAAAACCCCAGACGAUUUCCUUGCGUACAUCACUGAUUCUUAUUCUGAGCACAUUGUAGUUUACAGCCGAAAAACGGACAAAUCCUGGUCAGUAAGAACAACAGGGAGAAAAUGGUUUUCCUUGGCCCUCUCUCCUAACAGGGAAGCGAGACAGUUGUACCUUGGAAGACAUAAUUCCAAAGAACUGUAUUCAUUGUCUGUGUCUGAGCUGAGGAAUGAAGGUGGAAACGCUACAAUUAAAUUUAUCGGCCAAUGCUCUGAAGAACCCACCAGAAUGUUAUUCAACAAUGCCAAUGUCUUGUAUGCCACCUUUUACCAGAAGAAUUUCGUCUCCAUGUGGAAUAUUUCGGAGCCAUUCCGUGAGCAGCGGUUGCUUGAGUUAGGAGUGCUGGAUAAUAAGGAGUAUUUAAAUAUUGCUUUGGACACAAACGGCAGUUUGUGGAUGACUUUGAGUACUUCACCAGGUGUCGAAGGGACUAGGUUUAAAAUACUCAAGGCUGCAGUCGGUGCAAGGUCAUAUUUAUUCAGUUCGUCCUCAGCCUUGCCUACGCCUCAAGUGAACGAAAGAAGCAGAGGAUGUGCUGGUCUGGAAGAGAAUUACCGCAAAAGUCAGUCUUUGGUGACAAUUUUGAUUUGGUUGCUGGUGUUUUGCGCGGUCUUGAGCGGCACUGUCAUUGCUUGGCUGACCCUGAAGAUGAAAAGAAUGCAACCCUUUAUUAGGCGGAAUUCGGAGGACAAUCUGCUUGAGCUAAUACCUAACAAUGACGAAACUUGUAAUUAAAUAAACUUUACUCUCUUAUUGAGCAUAAGUUCUAUUCUAUAAAAAUGUGUUGCAUUAAAAAAUAAAAUAUAUCACAGCUUGUCUUUUUUAACUUCAUAAUUUUCAUUUGUAAGAAUAUUUCGAGGUUAAUAAAAAUG
Cloeon dipterum is the source of this 1588-nucleotide messenger RNA. RefSeq lists its product as uncharacterized. The transcript has 6 exons. Lineage: Eukaryota; Metazoa; Arthropoda; Insecta; Ephemeroptera; Baetidae. Bases 105 to 1451 code for a protein of 448 amino acids. The record is from RefSeq and is a predicted model, not a curated record.